AUGACGUCUCUUUACCUCUUGUCUUGGUUUACCUUCGUCGUCGCCGUCGCUUGCUCGACUCCUGCAGAUACGAACUCGACAGUGCUGCAGAAGCGCGCUAUUUCCCAGCAGGUCUUCGAUGAUCUUGUGUUUUACUUCCAGUAUGCAUCAUCAGCAUACAACGACGUGUGCGCGCAACCGAAUGGGAAUACGUUGGUCCAACGCAUCGACCAACUGUUGACCGACACACAAGGCUUCAUUGUACGAGAUGACGGCCGCAAAGAAAUCGUUGUUGCUUUGCGUGGCAGCACGUCCCCAACCGACUUCUUGCUCGACAAUGAGCUCUUCCUCGUACCGUUCAUAACCCCGGGGGUCUCGCCACCACUUGGGUCGCUCGUACACACAGGCUUCGUUACCGCGUGGAACUCCAUCGCGCUCCAGGUCAUCUCGAUUGUGCGAGCUCAACUCAACGCGCAUCCUGGAUACUCGCUGGUCACUACUGGUCAUUCUCUGGGCGGCUCCCUGUCAAGCCUUGCAGCUAUCUCGUUGAAGCAGAACUUCCCGAAAGUGAUGUAUACAUACGGCCAACCCCGAACCUUCAACCCCAUCUCUGCCCAGUUCAUCAAUUCUCAAUUUGGUGCAAAUGCGUUCCGGUCCGUGCAUACCAUCGACGGAGCGGCGAGUUCGAUCUCUACGGUUCUCGGUUAUCGCCACCAUGGAGUAGAGUACUGGCAAAACCCAGAUCCAGCAACUCCAGUCAAUGUCAAGCAGUGCUCAACCACCAAUGGCGAAGAUCCUACUUGCUCAGCGUCCAUUCCGUUCCUUGGCAUCGGUUCUUCACAUUUGACUUACUAUGGUAUCGCCGCUGGGAUCGCGUUCUGUACCUCAGAACCCUAA
Pleurotus ostreatus (oyster mushroom) is the source of this 876-nucleotide messenger RNA. RefSeq lists its product as uncharacterized. Gene Ontology annotation, biological process: lipid metabolic process. The transcript has 10 exons. The record is from RefSeq and is a predicted model, not a curated record. NCBI's taxonomy places the organism in Eukaryota, Fungi, Basidiomycota, Agaricomycetes, Agaricales, Pleurotaceae. Bases 1 to 876 code for a protein of 291 amino acids.